UGCAGUAACUACGGCCAGGUACGCUAGCGUCCUGUGUCGGUGAACACGGCUAACGCGGCCUUUACGAGUGCUCACUCAACAGCUACCUUUUAGCAGACCAAUCUGCAGCCAUGGCUACAGAGACUGACAAGUUGGAGCCCGCGGACAGUGAACAAGAUGAGGAAGAAGAUGUAUACGAAGUGGAGAGGAUCAUUGACAUGCGAGUGGAGGAGGGUGAAGUGCUCUACAGAGUCCGUUGGAAGAACUACUGCUCUGAUGAUGACACGUGGGAGCCGGAGGCCCAUUUGGAGGACUGCCGCGAGGUUCUCCUGGCUUUUAAGAAGUCCAUGGCUGAUGCUAAGGCCAAGAAAGAGGCAGAAGCCAAGAAGAGCGUGAAAUUGCUGCCUACAAAGAGUGACGUGUUUGAUGCCGACUCAGAAAGUGAGAGUGACAAAGACCAUCCAGCUGAGGCGCCCAUCAAGAAGAAGAAAAAGACAAAGGCUCGGGAAGAAGAAGUGGAGUCACCUUCAAAGGAGAAAAAGAAGAAGAGGAAAAAGAAAGACAAACGGAAGGAGGAGUUCAGGCCUCUACCGGCACCAGAGACAGAUGAAGAAGAGGACGAAGAAGAAGAGGAGAGAGCCCCAACUCCACCCUCACCUCCUAAGGAGAAAAAGACUGAAUCAAAAAAGCGGCUGGUUGACUCUGAAGAGGAUGACAAUGAGCCUGUUCCCUCCAAAAAGCACAAGAAGGAAAAGGGAAAGGAGGGAGGGAAGCAUAAGAAAGAAAAGGAAGAGGAGUGGAAGAAAAAGAAAGCAAAGAAGGAAAGGAAAAUCGACACUUCCGACGACGAGGCUGUUGCACCUCUGGAAGACGACUUGAGCGACGGCCCGUCAGAGUCCCAAACGGACGAUGCUGCGUCAACGGAUACUGCAGCAAAGUCCCCUGAAAAAGCACGUUUGGAGUCCAAGCAAAAGAAGGGGAAGUGGGAAGUAAAGCUGCAGGGCAUUAAGGACCUCCUGCAUGACAAAAAGAACAGAAAGUCAGACAGCGGCCAGAAAGAAAGCAGCCUCCAAAAACUUAAGAGCCUAACCUCUAAAAGCAAGGAGGAGGCUGCCCCACUCUCAGACUCUAGUGAUAGCUCCACCCUACAUAAGAAAGCCAAGAGCAAAGGGCAGGAGAGCACAUCGGCACCACCCAAAGUCCCUUCGUCCACAUCCUCGUCGUCCUCCUCAUCCUCCGUCACAGCGUCUAGCAGCACCAAGGGUAAGGAGGACGAGAUGGCUAAAGAGGAGGUGUUGGGACAGAAGGACGCCACAGGCUCCACCAACCUGUUUGAGAAGUUCCUGUUAAACUGCGAGGCCAAGGACCGCGCCCCCCGCAGGCAGCCAGUGCAUCAGCCCCCCCCAGAAAAGAGCAGCAGCAGCAGCGGCAGCAAACCCCCAAAGCUAAUUGGAAAGAUUGAGAAGAUCCCCAAGCCAAACAAAGAUUCUCCAGCUCAGAAACCCGAGUCCAAGAAGACGGAGAAGACCAAGCAAUCAGAUGUCUCCAGACCUGGCCAGAGUUACGGCUUCAACCUGGACAGUGAUGAGAGGGAGGGAGAGGAGUCUGCAGCAACAGCAAAGCAGAAGCCUGGAGAGGAAGCCCGGGAGCGGAGGGAGAGGCCAGAGGAGGCACAGCGGCCAGGCUGGGAGAGGAAGACCCCAACCGAUGACAGGAGGAAGCGGCGAGAGGACAGUGAGCCCAGGCUCUUCAUGGCAUGUGAUGAUAAUCAGGACACCCAGGAUCCAGCAGAGGGCGCUGACAAAUCCGACAAGGGCCAAGCCACUUUGAGUCUAGGAAUGGACCUCAACCUGGACUGGAUGACUCUGGACGACUUCAGGAAACAUCUGAACGGGGAGGAUGAGAUCCUGUCAGGUCCACCCUUAUCACCCAGUGAGUUGCGGGAUGCUGUGAAAAGUGGAGAUUACAUGGCUGUAAAAUUGGCACUUAAUUCCAAAGAGGACUACAAUCUGGACCAGGAGGCUUGUACUAUUGGUGAGACGAAGUCAUUUGAAGGAGAGAGGAGCUUGAUUGAAGAGAGAAGUUCGAGUGAUGCUUUUAGGUUGACUUCAAACCUUGACAGUGCACGAAAUGAAGAGAGUACUCUAAGAGUAGAAGAGAUUACCCCACAAGAUUUGGAUGGUCCAAAAGAUGGCGAAAAAAUGCCAGGCUGCCCUGCCAGUACAAACACUGAGCAACUGACAGUGAGGGCACAUGAGAGGAUCCAAAAAUGUGGGAGAGAUGUAACUGAAUCCAAAAACGCUGCAUGUGAUUCAGCUACCAUGCAGGAAAGUCAAGGAAAGGAAGACCAGAAGCAAGCACAGGAAGACAAGAUGUCAGACGACACAACAGGUGGUUUCCCAAGUAAAAUGAGUUUGAACUUUGGUUAUUUAGAUCCAGGCAGAAAUGCAGAAGAGAUGCUGACAAGGGAUGACGACAAUCCAGAACAAAAGGGCAUAGCUAACAAACAAAGUUCUCCUGAGGAAGCAAAUGGCUCAAGUGACGAGGCAGAGGAUGUGGUGGCAGGUCAAUCAGAUAGUACAGAUCAAGUUAUGUUUGAGUUGGGCACAAAGGAUAUUUCUAAAGCACCAUUGCAGCGCCGCAGGAGAACUGCGGAGAAGAAACAACCAACACGAUCCAGUUUAAGGACCUGUAAGAAAGUGCUUGAAACAAAACCUAGCAUAGUGGAUGAUGAAAAGAAAGAGCCCUGCAAAAAGCACUUCUGUUUAUAUUGCAAAAUGGCGUUUACCCAACUCGCAAAGCAUUUGGAAAGGAAACAUGCAGAGGAAACGGAUGUUGCCCACGCAAUACACUUUCCCAAAGGUUCCAAAGUCAGACAGACCUUGCUUGACCAAAUUCGCAAUAAAGGAGAUUAUGAACAUAAUUUCCAAGUUCUCAAAAGUGGUGAGGGAGAAAUCGUCACAAAGAAGCAGGUGAAAAAUCCCAGCAUAUCUGUUCGGGACUUUCUGCCUUGUCAGCACUGCUUUGCUUUUUACCGCAAAACUGAUUUAUGGAGACAUGAGCGGUCAUGUAAGGCCAGAAAGGGAGAUCAGAAAUCCGGCGAAAGGGCAAAAAGAAACCGAGUCCACAGUGCCUCUUCCCAGCUACUUCCAAUGUCAGAGUUCUUAACCGGAGGCUGCAAGGAAAUCAUCCACAUCAUGCAUCAAGAUGACAUCUCAAGACAUAUCAGAAAUGACCCACUUAUUUGUAAAUUUGGCAAUGCAUUGUCUGUUAAGUAUGACCAUGACAAGUCACAGUUUGCUUAUAUUGCACAAAAGAUGAGGGAACUGGGUAGAUUUGUGCUCGCUGUAAAUGAGCUAGACAAGGGUGUGAAGUACUUGCAUGAAGUAUGUUUACCAUCCAGAUUUGAAUUAGCUGUUCAAGGGGCCAAAAAACUUAGCGGUUUUGAUCCCAGUUCCAGUAAGUUUAAAACCUUUUCCCUUGUCUCAAAGAUCGGCUACUCUUUAAAACGAGCUGCAGAAAUAGCUUUUGGGGAAAGUCGCAUGACUGAGGACAGUGAAACUGAAAGUGAAGUGAAAAAGUUCAUACAGCUUCUUGAUACAAAAUGGAACGCCAGUUUUUCUCGCAAAGCUCUUGCAUUAUCUCUAAAGCAAGAAGUCAAGAAAGUGGAAGUAGACAAAUCAACUGUGACGGAAGAUUUGAUAAAACUCCACAGGUUUAUCACAGGAGAAGAAGAUGAAGCCAGGAAGGAGCUGAAAGAAAGUCCUAGUUUGUCAACUUGGAAAAAGCUCAGCGAGGCCACUCUUGCAGAUGUGUGUCUGUUUAACAGAGGAAGGGUAGGAAAUAUUGGUAGAAUGCUCUUGCAAACUUAUAUUUGCAAAAAGAGUAGGGGAGCAUUUGUGCCCUCUGCAGAUCAAAUAAGGAAAAGCACAAAAUUGGAGCUGGACCUCGGUGCCAAUUUCACCAGGUUGGAACUAGAAGGUCAGUAUGGAAGGAACAUGCUGGUUCUGCUAACAGAAAGGAUGGUUAUGUCAGUCGACUUGCUCAUUGAAAAUCGAGAACAAGCAGGUGUGUCAAAAACUAACCCUUACCUGUUUGCAAGGACUGAAGGUCCAUCCUUCAUCAGAGGAUUGGACUGUUUCCGAAGGGCUGCAAUGGAAUGUGGAGUUAAAAACCCAGAAGCACUUCUGUCCUCAUCAUUAAGAGAGCAAAUUGCCAGCUGUUGGCAGCUAAUGAGCCUCAGUGAACUUGAAUUGGAUCAAGUGGCCAAACUGGUGGAAAAGAGCAGCCAGGAGUGUUACAGGCUCUCAGGAAAUGCAUCACAGCUGGAGGAAGUGAGCAAACAACUUCUCAAGAUGGAUCGAACACUGCCAUCAAAUCUACCCAGCACUGCUACAGAUGGAACUGUACAAAAGCCUGCUUUGAAGAGAAGACCCUGGAGUGAGAAGGAGCAGGCGGCAGUGAAGCGUUACUUGUGUGAAUUUAUCACAACGAUGAAGGUUCCAGGCAAAAAGGAGUGCAAUGCUUGCAUAGCUGCUGAACCAGAUCUUGUUGGAAGAUCUUGGACAGACGUCAAAAACUAUGUGCACAACACACUACAGACAAUACGGAGGAGAAAUAACCAGCAACAGUCUGAAGGGAAUGUAAACGAGAGUCCAGAAGCUGGAGUCCAAUCCUCAAAGAAAGAUUUGGAAGAUGAAAACAUUGUCGUUAGUAUGACAACAGUGCAUCCAGAUCACCUGAGAGAAAGUUCAGAUUGUUGUAUGACAAUGGCACCGCCAACCAGCUUAAGAGAAUCAUCAACACCAUUCCCUCAAGAGAUGACUUCAACUUAUGCGUCCUUGUGUUCCACUACUACAGAUAUGGUCCAUACGAGUCAGCCAUUGAUUUCUACUUUCACGCCACUGAAUGCUACUGAUACCCAAGUGGUUCCUACAUUUACUCCACACAACACUACAAAUGCACUAAUGCCUGCUGCAUACACAUCAGAGAACAGCAUAAUUAUGCCAAUGUCUCCUCUUUAUACACAGAAUGCCACAAGUAUGCCUCCCCCUUCUGUGUACGCACCACAGGACACUACAAAUUCAUCAAUGAUCCCUAAUUUUAGCACCCUUAAUGCUCCAAGUACCUCAAUGGUGCCUACUUUCACUGCACUGACUACUCCAAGUUCACCAAUGGUCCCUCCAUUCUCAACACUAAAUGACAGAAGUAGGCCCAUCAUUUCUUCAUUCACACCUCUGAACCAUUCAAGUGCACCAGCUUACCCCACAAAUCCCCCUAGGGUCCCUACAACUGCACAGGUUGUCCCAACAAUCCAUAGACACAGUGUUCCUGACAGGACACUGGUGGUACAGGAAAGUACCCCCAUGUCCUCUGCAGUCACUCCAGCUGUCAAACCUCAGAAGAGAAACAAGAGGUUGUGGAGCGAGGAGGAGCAGGCGGCAGUGAGGCGUCAGCUUGGAGACUUCUGUAAACUGGUGAAAGUGCCAGGCAAAAAGGAUUGUGACGCAUGUUUAGCUGCUGAACCUGCGUUGAACAGCAGGACAUGGAGGGAAGUCAAGUAUUUUGUACAUAACUCAAUACAGUCAAUGAAAAGAAGAGGGCAUCCAGUCGCUUCCAAACAAGGUGGAAGCCAGGAGCCAGAGACUCAUACUCCAAGCACGGAGUGGGAUGGUCCCGUUUAUCUGUCCCUGUAAAUAUUUGUAACGAAGCUAGAAAACAAUACGUGAUCAGUGAGAUUUUAGAGGCGUGUGAGGGCUGUGGCUUUAACCUCGAACUGUAUGGGGCUUAAGAAUUCAGCAGAUGUGAAUUGUACUGUGAGCGAUCCCUGGUGUCAGUCAAGCCCUGCCUUUCUUUUAGUCACACUUUUUAAGAAGUUAUUGAAAUAUUCAGAAUCAAGCUCACUGGACCAAGCUCUUGCAUGAAUAUACACGAAAUACGUAAGUGGAACUGAGGACGUUUGAACCGUAGCUUUGACUCUGAAAAAGCAGAUAUUAAUGUUUAAUAUGGUUAGAUUGCGUAUACGUAUGUAACAUAGUCAGAUAUGUAACACUGUCACUUUGUCAGAUCAUUGCAGGUUAUCUCUAUAAAUGUUCCAGUUUUAGAUGUGAUUAUUUAGUAAAUGUGAAUCUCAUUUUGCCAGGGUUUUCAGCCUGCCGCGGGUCAUUUCUGUGGCACCCAAACACACUUUCACAAUUUCAAACACAAUAUUUGUGAAAAUGGUGAAAGCUUUCACAAUUGUCUGGGACUCCUCAGCCACCGUGACCGGGGCAUUUCCCACCCUGCACUGGGCAAAGGUAGCCUCAGUGACUGUACAUUUCUAGAGGGAUUUUUACUCUUACUUACUUCCGAACUUACUUGGACAUCUAACUUUCUGCCUGUACUGUUUUCAGUAGCAUUUUUAUGAAUUUUGAUUAUCAAAAAAGAAAAGGAAACCUACCAGCAAAUCUUUGCAGCCAGUCCCUCCAACAUGAUCGAUGUGCAUUGAUUUGCUUUAUAUAAUUCCCUAAUGCCUGGCCCAAAUGGAUUGUAUUCUUGCUUUAGCCAGUAGCCUGUAUUGUAGAAGGCCCCUGAUAGCUGCUGAUGUUAGAGAUUUAGAAGCUCCAUGUGUAUACCUCUCAUUUAAAUACUGAAAACAUAUUUUUUUUCUUUGAGGGUCCUGUUGUUCAUUAUCGUCAUUUAUGUGUUUGUGUUUUUUUCUUGCGUAUUAACAAGCUGCCGCAAGGUUUGGUUGUAUCACUAUACAGUAACUGUAGAACAUUUUAGUACUUUAUCACUUUAGCACUCAUAAUUUGAGGUAAAACACACUGCAUCAUUUGCAUUACUUCGUUUUAAGCAUUUAUUAUCUGGAUGUUUGUGAUCCAGUUUUAAAGAUCAGACUGCCUUAUGUUGAGUUUAUUUUAUGUUUAGAUUUUUUGUACUGUAUUCCUUGUUUUCACUUAUUAAUGUUGAUUGCAUCUCACAUGUAGCAUAGUAACUACAACCCUGACAAAUGUUGUGAGCUGCUAAUCACGGUUUACCAUCAUGGCCGGUAAACCAACAGUCAAGGAUUUUUAGUUUUGGGUUUUUAGUGUUAUUAUAAAAGUUAAUACUUGACAGGAGUUAAAAACAAGAAAUGAAAGUUAUUCCUUUACAUUUUUAAAUAUGGAAGGGAUGAAAAUAGAUUUUGAAGUUUCCUUCCCUGUCAAUAAGCUGUCAACUAAAUUCAAGUUGCUCCUUAUGUUAUCACCUCUAACUGAACAUGCAGUUUAGUAAUUCCAAAACAAUUAUAUGUUAUUUUAAGUGCAAGAUUGUUUUUUCUUUUGUCCGAUAGCACUAAAUAUAUUAGUAUUUACCCAUAGCAGACUGCAGGUCACAGGGUUUGUAGUCCUGGCUAAACAGGGUUGUCACGUUUGUUUCAAAGAUCACCACAGUCACCACAGUGUUUAUCUUGCACUGGAUAUUUAACAAAGGGUGUGGCCCACCUGUUUCGGGUCAGUCCAGUCUGUAGAUGUCUUAUGAACAUCUACGUUAAUUUUAACAGUUUUCUUUGUGAUCAAAAGGUGCAGAAGUCAUGGGUUGGAGUUCCAGAUAGCACUGCUGCUAUUUGUCAUGGACAAACAUUUUUGUGUUAUCCUCAUUCGCAUCUGUAGUGAACCUGUGUAGAAUAAUGAGUGUCCUCCCUUUCAUACCAAAGCAAUUAGUGUCAAACACAACAAAUCCUGAUUGUGAGCAGGGUUGCAGAGCCGGAUCAGAUAACCCACCUUAACUCAUUCACACCAACUGAAAACAGGUUUUCCCGUGUUGUUGGUUCCUUGUGAAAGGAUGUAUGUCUUGCAGUAAAUACACUAAUAAGGGUUACACCCCAGAUACAUCAGUGUUUGGAAAAUGAAUCUGUUCAAGGUCUACAAAUGAUAAACGAUCAUUCAGACGCUACCUUUGCUGUUUAGUGUUGCGAAGUAAAACAUUUUUUGUCUGUAUAGUAGAUAGCUUUCUUUCAUUGCUAUUGUAUAAGCACACAGUGCGUGUUACUCUUUUCAUCCUGGUGCAACUAUGAUGCCUUCAGUUAAUGCUUCUUAUCAAGUAUUGUAAGGAACUUAUGACUUCUGCCUGUACAAUAAAAUCUUCCUUGGCUUAAAAAAUAUUUAGUUGUUAUGAAAAAGACAUUGUCUAUUUGUGCACACAGCGAUGUAUGUUAAAGUUUUUGCCUUUUUAUCCAAUUCCCCGAAUCUAUCGCAAUCUAAAUCUAUUUACAGAGUAGACUGUUUAAGCUUUCAACUGCAUGCUAGCCAUGUUUAACCUCUUAGUUUAGCAUGUUAACAAGCUGCCAUUUGCUAAAUAGCAAAAAAAAACUCAACAUAUGCUGAGGCUGAUGGGAAUUCCAUUAGUUUUGGAGGUGUUUGCUCAUAAAUCAAUGUAUUUGUCAAAGUUUUGAUCUGACGAUGGUGCUAGAUGAAAGGGAAGAGCAUCAAA
This is a messenger RNA of Chelmon rostratus (copperband butterflyfish), 8430 nucleotides long. RefSeq names its product M-phase phosphoprotein 8 (gene mphosph8). Gene Ontology annotation, molecular function: protein binding. The coding region runs from base 111 to 5675 and encodes 1854 amino acids. Gene Ontology annotation, cellular component: nucleus; cytoplasm. The record is from RefSeq and is a predicted model, not a curated record. NCBI's taxonomy places the organism in Eukaryota, Metazoa, Chordata, Actinopteri, Chaetodontiformes, Chaetodontidae. The transcript has 9 exons.